This is a messenger RNA of Taeniopygia guttata (zebra finch), 1090 nucleotides long. Lineage: Eukaryota; Metazoa; Chordata; Aves; Passeriformes; Estrildidae. The record is from RefSeq and is a predicted model, not a curated record.
AGAUCCAGGGAAAGACGGAGAUCCAGGGAAAGACGGAGAUCCAGGGACACAGCUGGCGUGCCGGAGGUGCCAGCCGGCUCCAUCCCACGGGUUUUCCCCGGGCCGGCUCCGCCGCUCCUCCUCCCGCAGCGGCUGCGGCAGCGGGCGGGGCGCAGGGACCGGCCCGGGGCCGCGGAGAGAGCGGGCGGGAGCCCGGUGUUGUGCAUCCCGGCAUUCCAGCAUCCCGGUGUUCCAGCAGCCCGGCAUUUCUGCAUCCCGGUGUUCCCGCAUCCCGGUGUUGUGCAUCCCGGCAUUCCAGCAUCCCGGUGUUCCCGGUACCGGCGCUCAUUCCCCGCUCAGCUCUGCUCGCCCAAGGACAUCGCUGCGGAGCCGCGUCCCGGAGCAUCCCCCAGGCAGGGGCCGCUGUCACGGCGAGUCCCCCCCGGCGGCUCGGUGCUCUCCAACCCCACUGGAGCUGAAGAUGGACGUGAAGAGGGUGAAGGACUACCUGUACUGGCUGUACUACCAGUACCAGCUGGUGACCUGCAGCUACGUGCUGGAGCCCUGGGAGCAGUCCAUGUUCCACACCAUCACCGUCACCGUGCUGGCCAUGGUGGUGUACACAGCCUACGUCUUCGUGCCCAUCCACGUCCGCCUGGCCUUGCAAUUCUUCUCCCAGAUUUUCGGGCCCCAGGCCGAGAGCGCCGUGCUGAACUGAGCCGGGCCCAGCAGGGCCCUGCAGCUCUGUGAAAUGCUGAUCCUGCUGAAGUUUGGCCCUUAGGACAACCCUGCCUGCUUCUCCUCCGGGCUUGGAGAGCGGAGAGAGUCACCCAGCACGGCCCCUCUUCCAUAAACGCUCUGGGAAUGGCACCCAGCUCCUGGAAGGGCACAGGAUCCACGCAGCUCCAGGUCCUGGAAGGGCACAGGAUGCACGCAGCUCCAGGUCCUGGAAGGGCACAGGAUCCACACAGUUCCAGGUACUGGAAGGGCACAGGAUCCACACAGUUCCAGCUCCUGGAAUGGCACAGGAUCUACACAGCUCCAGGUCCUGGAAUGACACAGGAUCCACGCAGCUCCAGCUCCUGGAAUGGCACAGGAUCCACACAGCUCC